Messenger RNA from Equus quagga, 667 nucleotides. It is a transcript of the gene RPL28, whose product is annotated as ribosomal protein L28. Bases 16 to 621 code for a protein of 201 amino acids. Lineage: Eukaryota; Metazoa; Chordata; Mammalia; Perissodactyla; Equidae. Gene Ontology annotation, biological process: translation. The record is from RefSeq and is a predicted model, not a curated record. The transcript is spliced from 5 exons. Gene Ontology annotation, molecular function: structural constituent of ribosome. Gene Ontology annotation, cellular component: ribosome; cytosolic large ribosomal subunit.
AGAGAGGAAGCGGAAAUGCGUAUCGGUAUUAAAGACAUCGCCCCGCCUCCCGUCGGUCUCUUUCCGUCUCCGGCUGCCGCGUUGAGAGGAGGUGAGCUCGUGCCGUCUGUCCGCCCGCGUGGUCGAGUUGCGCCGGCCGCCCGCCUUCUCUCCUUGCGCCCCUCGCGCCCUUGGCUGCCCUUCGUCCCCGCCGCCCGAGUUGCCGCCAUGUCCGCGCAUCUACAAUGGAUGGUCGUGCGGAACUGCUCCAGCUUCCUGAUCAAGAGGAACAAGCAGACGUACAGCACCGAGCCCAAUAACCUGAAGGCCCGCAACUCCUUCCGCUACAACGGGCUGAUUCACCGCAAGACUGUGGGUGUGGAGCCCGCGGCCGACGGCAAAGGGGUCGUGGUGGUGAUGAAGCGGAGAUCCGGCCAGAGAAAGCCAGCCACGUCCUAUGUUCGGACCACCAUCAACAAGAACGCCCGGGCCACCCUCAGCAGCAUCCGGCACAUGAUCCGCAGGAACAAGUACCGCCCCGAUCUGCGCAUGGCCGCCAUACGCAGAGCCAGCGCCAUCCUGCGCAGCCAGAAGCCUGUGAUGGUGAAGAGGAAGCGGACCCGCCCCACCAAGAGUUCCUGAACAUUCCCACCCUCAAAGCAAUAAAGACAUCAGUCGCUUUUCCUCA